Molecule: messenger RNA, 2806 nt
Organism: Panonychus citri (citrus red mite)
Lineage: Eukaryota; Metazoa; Arthropoda; Arachnida; Trombidiformes; Tetranychidae
Gene: Nadsyn
Product: glutamine-dependent NAD(+) synthetase-like
Exons: 4
Coding region: 366-2549 (727 amino acids)
Biological process (GO): NAD+ biosynthetic process
Cellular component (GO): cytoplasm
Molecular function (GO): ATP binding; NAD+ synthase (glutamine-hydrolyzing) activity; glutaminase activity
Source: RefSeq, a predicted model, not a curated record
UAUUUUACCUUUUCAAUGAAAAGAGUAAUCAGUUGAUCACUUUCAUCUCGAUGUUCGCAUUGUUAGAUUGUUAAUCAAUUUAGUUUUUGAUUGUUCGGUUUUGUUUAUAUUUUUCCCUUCUUAUGUUCUCAGAGUUUUCAUCAAAUUCAUUACACUGGAUUAAUCUUCAAUUAGUUUAUUAUUUAUAAUAUCUGUUGUCUUGGUAAAUUAUCCUUCGGGUUUAAUUCUAAGUUGAAUAUUGAAAGUGAAUUUGAUCGUUUGAUUGAUUUUUUUAUCGGACACUAGGCCUUUUGGUUCUCCAGUACAUUCACAUUUUCUUCCUGUAACUCUGGUCAUUCUCUGAUUGUCCAUUGGAAAGUCAUUCCAUGUCUAAAAUUGGAAUUGGUGUUUUUACCCUUAACCAAUUAGCUUUGGAUUUUGAUGGAAAUUGUCAUCGGAUAUUAAACAGUAUUGAAAUCGCUCAACGAAAUGGAGCUUCGAUCAGAGUUGGACCUGAAUUAGAAGUAUCCGGUUACUCUUGUGAAGAUGCUUUUUUCGAGGCUGAUACUUGUUAUCACUCUUGGCAAACUGUUGCCGAAAUCAUUAAGAAACAAUUCACCGAAAUAAUUAUCGAUAUUGGAUUGCCGGUUUACAAGGAUGGUUCACUUUACAAUUGCCGAGUGGUGAUACUUAAUAGUAAGAUUUUGAUGAUACGACCAAAGACUAAAUUAGCGGAUAGUGGGAAUUAUCGAGAGUCUCGUUGGUUCGCUGCCUGGGCUGUUGACUCUGGAAUCCAUUGGUUUCCUUUGCCAUCAUUUAUCGCACAAUUAACUAGUCAACAAUAUGUUCCUUUCGGAUCUGAGAUAAUAAUUGAAAUUGUUCCACCCAAGAUUGAUUCUUGCAUUUCAAGACUAUUUCCUAUUAGAAUUGGCUUCGAGAUGUGUGAAGAGAUGUGGGUUGCCGAUGCUGCGAAUGUCAGGCUUUUUGGUGAGAAAGGAGUUCAUAUUAUCAUAAAUGGAUCUGGUUCUUAUUGGGAAAUUCGUAAACUUGAUCGAGCUCUUGAACUGAUGAAAACAGCGACAAGUAAAACUGGUGGUCUUUAUGUUUUCUCAAAUUUAAUCGGCUGUGAUGGAGCGCGAAUUUGUUUCUAUGGUCGAAGUUUGGUGGCCUUAAAUGGCAAAGUCGUCGCCAAAACGACAACUAUGGACACUUUUCUUCGAGAUGUAGAUUAUGCUAUAUAUAAAUUGGAUCCUUUAGAUAUAACAAACUAUCGACAACAGUACAAUAUUCGAAGUGCACCAAAUUCGAGCUCUCGACUAAUAUUUUAUGCAGAUUCUAAUCGACUCGAAAUAGAUUCCGGACUCGUCGAUUGUCCUGAAAGUGCCACCAUUUCGAUCCAUAAUUUUAAUUUAUAUCAAACCAAUUCAUCACCCAAUCCACCUUGUCACUUGACUGACAUAUUACCCGAGCAAGAGAUUAUGAUCUACGGAUCAUUGUGGCUUUGGGAUUAUCUCCGACGAUGUCAUUCCUGGUGUAAAGGAUUCGUUGUGCCUUUAAGCGGUGGCCUUGAUUCAGCCUCUGUUGUUUGUAUGGUUUACUGUAUGUGUGUACAUAUUUUUGAUCAUUUGCAAAAGGAAAUCGUCUUGAAAUCUGAUACAAACUUUUUCAAAGCUCUAGGAUCAAUAUUAGAAUCGAUGCCUUUAUCACGAAUCAAAAGUCCUAAAGAAAUUUGUCAAAAGCUUUUACGUUGUGUUUACCUGAAAACGAAUUACUCUGGGAAAGCCAGUGAAGAACGAGCUUCAAGAAUCGCCAAAAUGUGUGGUGCUGAAUUUCACAUAAUCGAUUUUACAGAAAUCUAUCAAUCUGUUGACAAAUUAACCAGUUCAACACUUGAUCGACCAACACCAAAAACUAUUCCUCUUCGAAUUCAAAAUGUUCAAGCUCGUCUACGAAUGUUGUUAACUUAUGAUCUCAGUGAUUGUAAUCGUCUAGUCUUGGCAACUGGUAAUGUCGAUGAAGCCUUAGUUGGAUACUUAACUAAGUAUGAUUGCUCGUCAGCUGAUAUUAAUCCAAUUGGAAGCCUUUCUAAACAAGAUCUCCGUCGAUUUUUGGCCUACAUUCGUGAUAAAGUUCUUAUGGAAGACACCGAAGUCUUAACGCAAACCUUAAAUGCCAUUCCUAGCGCUGAAUUAACUGGAGAAAGUCAAAGCGAUGAACAAGAUCUCGGUUUGACUUACGAAGAGCUCAGUUUGUUUGGACGACUUCGCCGAGGUGAAUUCGGUGCGUGUGGACCUUACAGUUUAUUCUGUAAAUUGUUGGAAAAUGCCGAAAAUUUUAAUCAACCAACCAAUCCAAUUAUUAUCGCUAACAAAGUGAAGCGAUUUUUUAUUCUACAUGCUCGCAAUCGACAUAAACAAACCGUUUUAACGCCUUCACUUCACGCGGAAUCAUUUUCUCCGGAUGAUAAUCGAUUUGAUCAACGGCAAUUUUUAUUCGACCCAAACUGGUCAAGACAAUUUAAAUCAAUCGACGAAAGAGUCGCCAAAGAAAUGGAACCCAAGCCUCGCUAAUCAAUUCCAAUCACCCAACCAAAGACCAACUAGUUGAACCAAUUUCUUUCCAAUCAACACGCGUUAAUAAUGAAGCAAUUAAAUUGAUCUGGAAAAUGAAAUUUACUUAAACCACAUCAUCAUUGCGAAUCAACAAUCAAAAAAUUGAGAAUAUCUUAUAAGAGAUUUAAUCCAAUUGGAGCUGAGUGUAGGUGAAUCACAUCAUUGGGAUGAUAAGAUUUACUAAUUUAAUGAAUAAAAAUCAAGAAAAAAAUUAA